UCCUGAACUCAUCUCUCCUUCCUCCCACGAAGAGAGGAGGGGUCCCAAUUCCCAGCCCAAACUCGUUAAGAAACCUCCGAUUCGCCUUUUUCUCAGUCAAUCAAUCAAUCAUUCGAUCAAUGACCUCCGCCGUGUCUUCCUCCUCUCCUUGGCUUCUCCCCACGCCACCUCCUGCUCCCAGCCCCUCCAAUAUGGCCCCACCAAACCCCCCUCCAGCUCCCCCUCCACCGCCAUCCUCCUCCUCCCACGACCACGGCCACGAGGAGGAGGAGGAGGAGGAUUCCUCCUCAAUUGCCUCAUCCGUCUCGGACUUCUCCGACAUCUACACGGCUUCCACUGCGACCACAAUUCAACCGCCCCAAAACCCUAACCCUACUACACCCAACUCCGCCACCACCGCCACAACCGCCUCCGGAGCCCAAUUAUUGCCUCCCCCAACUCUCCUCCACCUCUCCUUCAAUCAAGACCACGGCUGCUUCGCCGCUGGCACCACCUCGGGAUUCCGCAUCUACAAUUGCGACCCUUUUCGGGAAAUCUUCCGCCGGGACUUCUCCUCCUCCUCCUCCUCCUCUAUGUCUGCUGUGGUUGGAGGUGGAAUUGGGGUUGUUCAGAUGCUCUUCAGGUGUAAUAUUUUAGCACUGGUUGGUGGCGGGCCUGACCCCCAGUACCCAUUGAAUAAAGUAAUGAUCUGGGAUGAUCACCAAGCUCGGUGUAUUGGAGAAUUAUCGUUUCGAUCAGAGGUUAAGUCCGUUCGGCUGAGACGGGAUCGAAUUGUGGUGGUUUUAUUGCAGAAGAUAUUUGUUUACAACUUUGCGGACUUGAAGCUGAUACAUCAGAUUGAGACUGUGAUGAAUCCAAAAGGGCUUUGUGAGGUUUCUCAUGUUUCUGGGUCAAUGGUGCUGGUUUGUCCCGGUUUGCAAAAGGGACAGGUUAGAGUGGAGCAUUACGCCUCAAAGAGGACGAAAUUUAUAGUCGCUCAUGACUCCAGAAUAGCGUGUUUUGCGCUCACUAAUGAUGGGAGGUUGCUUGCUACCUCGAGUAGUAAGGGGACUUUAGUCCGAGUUUUCAAUACUCUAGAUGGAUCACUGCUUCAGGAGGUGAGGAGAGGAGCAGACAGAGCAGAGAUUUACAGCCUUGCUUUUUCUUCGUCUGCCCAGUGGCUAGCUGUGUCAAGUGAUAAAGGAACUGUACAUGUCUUUAGUCUAAAGGUUGAUUCUGGAUCUUUAGGGAGUGAUAGAGCACGUGGAGCAGCGGAACCAAACAAUGCAUCUCCAACUGCAGUUUCACAUCUCUCCUUCAUAAAAGGAGUUUUACCAAAGUAUUUCAGUUCUGAGUGGUCAGUGGCUCAAUUUAGGUUGGCGGAAGGCUUACAGCACAUUGUUGCUUUUGGUCACCAGAAGAACACUGUUGUAAUCCUUGGCAUGGAUGGGAGUUUCUAUAGAUGUGAGUUUGAUCCAGUGGCAGGUGGAGAAAUGACCCAGCUAGAACAUCACAAUUUCCUCAAGCCAGUAGAAAGUUUCUGAAGUUAAAAACAGAGAGAUUUUCUGGCACCUUUUCUUGUGUGAGCAUGGUUGGUAUUUGUAAAAAUAAUCAUUUGAAAUUUCUUGACGAGACUGAAUAAGUUGUAAAUAUCUGUAGCUAAAAUUGGUCUGGAUGUAUAUAGCUAGCAGUGUAUAAAUUAUGAUCAUGGGGAUUUAUGCGAUUACGAAUCAGGCAGAUGUGGCUAGCAGAAAAGUUCCUGAAGUAUAUUAAUGAUCUCAUUUGAGUCCCAAACGUGUAUUUAUGGUCCCUAAACUUUUAUGCUUCGGUGCCAAAAUGCUAAUUUGGCUCGAAACCUUCAUUGUUAUUCAA
Molecule: messenger RNA, 1851 nt
Organism: Coffea eugenioides
Lineage: Eukaryota; Viridiplantae; Streptophyta; Magnoliopsida; Gentianales; Rubiaceae
Product: autophagy-related protein 18a-like
Exons: 4
Coding region: 120-1523 (467 amino acids)
Biological process (GO): autophagy of mitochondrion; nucleophagy; protein lipidation
Cellular component (GO): phagophore assembly site membrane; cytosol; extrinsic component of membrane
Molecular function (GO): protein binding; phosphatidylinositol-3-phosphate binding; phosphatidylinositol-3,5-bisphosphate binding
Source: RefSeq, a predicted model, not a curated record